AGCGGAAAAACGGCAAAAGCACUUGAUGCUUCCAUCAAAGCCAAACAGUGGGACAAAGCAGCGCAAAUUGUUGAUGGACUCGAGGACAGCAGCCUGGCAAAGCAGUAUUAUGGAAAAAUUGCUGACCAUUACGCAACUGUCGGCGAUCUAGAAGUGAGCUCUGCUUUGCCAGAAGUCCGGACAAAAUUGGUUAUUUGUGUGCGAAUUUUGCUGUAA
Molecule: messenger RNA, 216 nt
Organism: Gongylonema pulchrum
Lineage: Eukaryota; Metazoa; Nematoda; Chromadorea; Rhabditida; Gongylonematidae
Source: the annotation of a GenBank genome assembly